Argentina anserina (silverweed cinquefoil) is the source of this 1219-nucleotide messenger RNA. RefSeq names its product annexin D5-like. The record is from RefSeq and is a predicted model, not a curated record. Gene Ontology annotation, cellular component: cytoplasm. Bases 37 to 978 code for a protein of 313 amino acids. The transcript has a single exon. Gene Ontology annotation, molecular function: calcium-dependent phospholipid binding; calcium ion binding. NCBI's taxonomy places the organism in Eukaryota, Viridiplantae, Streptophyta, Magnoliopsida, Rosales, Rosaceae.
UCGAGAGAAGAUUCUUCACCUGAAACCCAACCAACAAUGGCGACUCUAACCACUCCCCAACCCCCCACCACCUCCCCACGAGACGACGCCAUCCUCCUCCACAAAGCCUUCAAAGGCUUCGGCUGCGACACCCCCGCCGUCAUCAACCUCCUCGCCCACCGCGACUCCACCCAACGCGCCCUAAUCGCCCGCGAGUACAAAGCCAUGUACUCCGAGGAUCUCUCCAAACGCCUCUCCUCCGAACUCAGCGGAAACACCAAAAAAGCCCUCCUCCUCUGGCUCCCCGACCCCGCCACCCGCGACGCCACCAUCGUCCGCCAAUCCCUCGCCGCAUCCGACCUCCGCGCCGCCACCGAGGUCAUCUGCUCCCGCACCCCCUCCCAGAUCGCUCUCUUCAAGCAAGCCUACCACACGCUCUUCCGCACCCAGCUCGAACGCGACAUCGGACUCUACACCUCCGGCGACCUCGGGAACCUCCUCGGCGCUUUCGUCACCGCUCGGCGCCACGAGGGCUUUGAGUUCGACAUGUUAGCUGCGGAGAACGACGCCAAAACUCUAUUCCGGGCCGGAGAGAAGAGGCUGGGGACGGACGAGGCGAAAUUCGUGGAGAUAUUCGCCGGAAGAAGCCGCGCUCACCUGAAUGCGGUGAGCGCGGCGUACCAGAACAUGUACGGGAAUACAUUGAGGAAAGCUGUGAAGAAGGAGACGUCGGGGAACUUCGAGCACGGACUGAAGACGAUUCUGGAGUGCGCUGAUCAUCCGGGGAGGUAUUUCGCGAGGAUAUUGCACAAGGCGAUGAAGGGUAUGGGGACGGAUGAUGGUACAUUGUUGAGGGUGGUGGUGACGAGGGCGGAGAUCGAUUUGGUGUAUGUGAAGAUGGAGUAUCAGAACAAGUAUGGCAAGAGUUUGAGUGAGGCUGUCAAGUCUGAGACUUCUGGGAAUUUUAGGGCGUUUCUUCUGGCCUUGAUAGGUCAUUGAGGAGGUUGUGUAUGUGGGGUUUUCUUAGUUCUAAUGUGUAGGGGUUAAGUUUGUGUCUAGAUCGAGCUUGUUCAUGUGUGACUUUAAUUACUGAUGCACUAGUUUAAUGGCAUUACUGAUUGGCUCCAAGUUUUUUCUGAUCCAUUGGGAACUUUCACGAUCUGAAGAAACUGUUCGAAUUUUUGAAAUUUCGUCUUACAAAGAUGAAUCAAGUUUUGAAUGAUAAUGUUCCAACGGUCAU